AUGGCUGGAACAUGUGGAAUGAUGAGUUGUGUGAGGGGAAUUCUCUGUCCACAUGAAUCUCAGAAGAAAGAAUCAGAGGAAAAAGAAAUAAGAACCUCCCAAGUCAAACCAGAUCAUGUGGCUGCUUCACCUGUUGAACGGAAGCAUAUACAAACCCUAAUUCGCUUUCUCAUCCUCCACAACAUCUUCAUCCGGUAUCAUAGAACCCUAGAAAAG
This is a messenger RNA of Sphenostylis stenocarpa, 216 nucleotides long. The record is from the annotation of a GenBank genome assembly. NCBI's taxonomy places the organism in Eukaryota, Viridiplantae, Streptophyta, Magnoliopsida, Fabales, Fabaceae.